Messenger RNA from Botrytis porri, 1200 nucleotides. RefSeq lists its product as uncharacterized. The record is from RefSeq and is a predicted model, not a curated record. The coding region runs from base 1 to 1200 and encodes 399 amino acids. Gene Ontology annotation, molecular function: FAD binding. Lineage: Eukaryota; Fungi; Ascomycota; Leotiomycetes; Helotiales; Sclerotiniaceae. The transcript has a single exon.
AUGUCACAACCCAAAGUCCUAAUAGCAGGAGCCGGCCUCGGCGGUCUCUGUCUAGCUCAAGGUCUCAAAAAAGCCGGCAUAGAUUUCCACGUCUACGAGCGAGACCAAGCAUCAGACUACCGAUUGCAAGGCUAUCGAAUCCGGAUUCACUCCGAAGGAACCGACGCUCUCCAACAAUGUCUCCCCGAUGACAUCUACCAACUAUUCGAAGACACCUGCGCCGAAAUGCGUCUAGGACCCGGCUCCCAAGCCGAUCCUCUAACCGGCGAAAUCCUCCCUCCUCAACCCCCACAGUUUGGCAAAGGACCUCCUCCCAUGUUUCGCAAUGCUCGCACGGUUGAUCGUCGCGUUUUCCGCGAUGUUCUCCUAACGGGAUUGGAAAAUCACGUUUCCUUCGGAAAAGAAUUCUCCCAUUAUACCACAAACAACAGCGACUCCAUAACCAUCACUUUUUCCGACACCACCUCCGCAACCGGUACUCUCCUCAUCGGCGCCGAUGGCGUUCACUCCCGCGUCAGGAAACAAUUUCUUCCAUCCCACAUUCCCCUCGACACAGGCGGUCGUAUCAUCUAUGGCAAAACACCUCUCUCCACCAGCCUCACAGACACAUUCCCACCCGAACUGCUCAAAAGCAUGUCUAUCAUCCGCGAUCCGCACGGCCCCAUCCCCACUAUCACCCUCCUCGAACCCAUCACUUUCAAACUCCCCAUUUCAUCCUCUCCUCCCCUUCCCAUCGCCGUCCCCCAACCCUACAUAUACUGGGUAACCUCAACCCAAGAAUCCGAUCUGGCUCGCCUUCCCACCUCCACACACCCCCACUCUCUAUCCCAAACCCUAACUUCCCACUUCCACCCUACCCUCCACCCCCUCUUCACCCACCAAAUCCCCUCCCAAACCUCCCUCCUCCCCAUCUCCACUCACCCCUCGCCCCUCCCCUCCUGGCCCAGCAACCCCACUCUCACCCUCCUCGGCGAUGCCGCCCACGCUAUGCCUCCGACCGGCGCCUCAGGUUGCGUUACCGCGCUGCGGGACGCCGGAAAUCUCGUGCGAUUGCUAGUGGAAAGGGGUGUGAAAGAUGGAAUCAAAAUCUAUGAAGAGGAGAUGAGGGAAUAUGGAAGUGUGACGAUUGAGAGGAGCUUGGAGGCUGCGGUGAAGAUGUUUGGGUUCAAGUCGAGAGAGGAGUGGAGGAACGUGGAGUAG